This is a messenger RNA of Lemur catta (Ring-tailed lemur), 2714 nucleotides long. It is a transcript of the gene SPEM1, whose product is annotated as spermatid maturation 1. Gene Ontology annotation, cellular component: cytoplasm. Lineage: Eukaryota; Metazoa; Chordata; Mammalia; Primates; Lemuridae. The transcript has 3 exons. Gene Ontology annotation, biological process: sperm individualization; flagellated sperm motility. The record is from RefSeq and is a predicted model, not a curated record. Bases 1770 to 2681 code for a protein of 303 amino acids.
AUGUGUGUUUUCCCAGGCAGAGGGUCCCUCUCCCCAGCACUCCCCUGCGUCUCCCAGGCCUCAGGCCCAGCACUCAAUUCCUCCUCACACAGCAGGUGGGAGCAGCCUCCCGGACAGACAGACGGAUGGGAGAUUGACAGAGCUGAGGGCACGUACAAACCCUGAGAGAGGACUCAGCCCUCCCUGCCCCAGAGAUGCUGAGCUAGGGGGCGGGGCCAUGCAUGUUUGACCAAAGCCCUCCUCAGGAUCUGAGGACAGUCUUUCCCUCAGUCCUGAGAUCAUUGCUCAUCUGUGCCAAACUGGGUAGGUGGGAUUGAGGGGGAAAGACCCCCAAAAUGUGCCAAGGAUUCCCCAGUCCCAAGCCCGAGCAGGAGAAAUGGUGGGGAGGAGGAGCAGCAGCAAAGGGGGCUCCUGCCUGUGUCUCUUCUCUCCUCACCAGGUCAUGUCCCCUCUCUGUCUCAGUUCCCCAUUCUCCUCCAUCGCUGUCCCUCUUUGAAGCUGUCCACAUCUCAGUGUCAGACCAGCCUUCUCCCCUCAGCUGACCCCUCCCAAUUUUGACCUGUCUCCCCUUGGCUGAAGGGAUGGGAAGGAGCAGUGGAGGCUGGAGGGGAGGCAGCGGGAGAAAGGUCUCGCCAGACAGGCUGGGGAGAAUGAGGUCAGCUGUGCCGAGGAACAGAUGGAGGGGACAGGAGGGGAUGGGGCUUGGGCACACACCAGCAGGAGGAAUUGAAAGGAAAAGUGUGAGGUGACUGCCCAGAGGUCCCUGGGUGUGAGCCUCUGGGGAAAAGAAUGAUGUCAGGAAGGGUUUUAAGGGACGCCAGUGGAGGAGGGAUGAAUUCUCUGCUGGCACGUUGUGGGACAUUAGUGCCAAACUUGAGUAGGGGUGGGGUGCUGUCUUCCACUGACACCCAAAUCCAAAAUCCCUGGUCUUGAGUCCCUAGAAACUUUGCCUCUUGACUGUCCCUUCUCCUCCUACCUCCAUCCAUGGAAAUUUUGUUCUUUUCUGACCCUUUCCCCUGCCUGGUCUAGCUCCUGUCCAAACAGCCAUGCCCUCCAAAUGCUAGAGACCUGGGCCCUGAACCCUGUAGACAGAUGCCCCCAGAAUUGGGGCAUGGGAGGGGGGCUGGGGGACCCCAUGAUUCAGCCACGGACUCCAAUGCCCAGCCCCUCUCCCCAGAACAAUCCCCUGACAGUCCAUAUCCUUAUCCCAACCCUUUGCGGCUCUGUACACAUUUUUAAACCUGGCAAAAGAUGAAGAGAAUAUUGUAAAUAUAAAAGUUUAACUGUUGGUUAUUCCUGCUAUGUUGGGGGGCAUGUGGUUCUGAAGAAACAAGCCUUGGGGAAGUGACUGGAUGAAGGAGGAGGGGGAGUGGGUGCUGGGGUAAGGUUGCCAUGGUAAUGGGGCUGUGUGGAGAGUUAAGAUCAGGACUCAUGUCUGCAGAGGUUGGAGGCUGGUGUAGUUCCAGAAGGAGGGGCAGGGGCUGAUGGGGCCAGAUGUCAAACAGGCCAGCGGGCCAGUGCGCUGGUCCAGACAGCUGGCUAUAGGAGAGGCAUGCAAGGUGAAGGGUUUUGCCUCUGCUGAGGCCUGGGCUCAGACUAGAGGGUCAGCCACAGGCCCAGGACUCUGAAUAGCCCCUUAGCACAUUGUGAGGGAGAGCCCCAGUGCCAUUGUGACCUGCCUACACACUCUGGGACAGGCAGGCGGGCUGGUGGCCACUGUGGGCACAGUGGGGUGGGGGCCUGAGGGCCCCGGUGGCCCUAGGGACCCCAUGGCCAUGGCUGAGCGGCCUCGGCCUGGGUGGGCCUCAUAUCACAACCCCAACACCAACAAUUGCCAGGACCUGGGCAAUUCCAUCCUGUUGCUGCUGGGCCUCAUCAUCUGCAUUAACAUUGGCAUCAAUAUGGUGACCCUGCUCUGGAGCCGACUCCGUGGCGUCUUACACAAAGUGUUCCAUCGUAUCAUUUGUGAGAAAGAAGCUCCUAGGUCAGGCUCAGCUGGGAAGCAGAUCCAGCCCUCGAAGAAGCAGAGCUCCCCUGCAGUCCAUCUUCGAUGCACCAUGGACCCUGUGAAAAUGACCGUGACCCCCCCUCCCACUCACCGCCAUCGCCAUCGAGGCUCUCUGACACGCCGUGCCCACCGCCCAGUCGCUUGGGCCCCUGACACUGAUGAUGAGAAGACCCAACAUCAGUACCCAGCAAUCUACUCCUACCACUGGGUUAGCCCCGAGGACUGGGAAAGCUUCCAGCCCACUGUUCCCUGGACUCAGGACACUCCAGAGGUGUCUCCCCAGACCAUCCGCUUCCAGCCGAUGGCAGAAGAAAGGCCCCUGAAAACAGAGAUCAGGUCAGAGCUGGGUCUAGAGGCCUAUGUGUACCCUGUGAACCCCUCACCUCCCAACCCUGAGGCCACCUGCCACAAGAACAGCGGGGCAGUGGCAGAGGUGGAGGCUCAGUGCCAACCUUCCCCCCUACCUGUCCUGGGCCCAGCAAUCGUCCCCGAAUUCCCCCAGCGCCGCUCUUCAGGCCGAAUAGUGUAUGAUGCCCGGGACGUGAGGCGGCGACUUCGGGAACUGACUCAGGAGGUGGAAGCCCUGUCCCACUGUUACCCACUGGCCUCCGGAUCUAGCACUGUUGAGGGGACAGGGAAGGAGUGGGUGUACCGUUCUCUGAAUGGGAGGUGACUAGGAAAAAAUAAAAAGGAGAGAGGAGGUGGU